Molecule: messenger RNA, 3665 nt
Organism: Triplophysa rosa
Lineage: Eukaryota; Metazoa; Chordata; Actinopteri; Cypriniformes; Nemacheilidae
Product: inositol 1,4,5-trisphosphate receptor-interacting protein-like 2
Exons: 1
Coding region: 86-1786 (566 amino acids)
Source: RefSeq, a predicted model, not a curated record
UCCUGAGCUCACUCACAGAGAGCCCGCUCUUCUGUUUCACACAGCGCUCGCCCACGACAAAAGGGGGGAUUUUCAAACAUCCUGAAUGAGAGGAUUGAGCUCGCUCUCGGCACACGCCGCAUCUGCACAGAAACUUUACGGGGCAAACUUACACGACGAAGAGGGCAAGCAGGGUUUUGGUUUUUGUGUGAGUGGGGAGAGAAAACAUCAGCUUGGCCUUGUUUUCAACAGCUGGAAGAGUGGUUCAGCAUGGGCUAGCAGCAACUUUUCGCAUAGAGCUGGAGCGUAUGGGACGAAGAGGUGGAGGAGGAUGACCGUUUACACACUCAACCUCAGGUUAUUUUGGCCGCUGGUCACUUGUAUCCUCACUGUUCUGCUGCUGCUGCACCAAUUCAUCUUCAAAGCUGCCGAGGACCAAGAGAACGACUGUUCUGACCAGGGACCUGGAGCCGUCUCGCUGUUAAAGUACAUCUUAGCUUUCAUCUUAUGUUAUUUCUUCAUUAGGUACUGCUCAACUCAGCCUGGAUCUUCAAAGAGGGGCUUCUACAAAUUUCCAGAGGUUCAUGCAAAAUCAGGAGUGUCUAGAAGAGAUCUGCUGGACGAUCACUAUGAGAGGCACGUGCGACUUUCUCCACAUGUACUGGGCCACAGCAAAGCUCACGUUGCCAAGCUGGUGAGUGAACUUGUGAGGGUGGGACGCACUGACGUCCCACCUGAGUCUUCUCUGGCCUUCCGAGGUGACCACGUGCAGGUUGGCAGCUCGUACGAGGAGCACAAGGUGGGCUCGCCUGACUGCUUUGACAUCCUGGUGCCUCUGCGGACCCCUCGUGGGCUGAAGCUGGAGGCUGGCAUUUGUGCAGGCAAACGUGGAGGGCCACCGCUGUGCACGCUGAACACCCCUCGCAAGGCGGAAUGGACGAGACGUCACAAAGCAUUCACGGACACAUUCAUGCAUGUACGCAAUGCACAAAGUGCAUGUAGGAUGAGUCCAGACUCGGUCCAGCGAUGGUUCUACACAGCCACACAGCGCUGCCUCGCCGCUGUACGUUACCCGUUUGAACAGCGCUGCUCCCUCAGCUUGUCUCUCGGCGAGGAGCAGCAGGUGUUGCUCCGAAUGACGCCCCGCUCCGAUUACGUCUGCUGCCACAUCUCCAUGGGCAUUCGACUGAUCCCAGCUUUUCCUCUAGGUGAUGGAGCCUUCUUGGUUGCAUCCCGACAUGCUCAGCGAGGGGAGGACCUCUGGACGGUGUAUUUUCCUAAGCAAGAGCAAAGACUUCUUUCAUUGCUCAAAUGCAGGCUGCCCUCUAACUCUUGUCAUCUGAAGUGCCUUCAACUGCUGAAAGAAGUGAGGAACCUAGGUGGGGAGACGUUGGACCAACAAUCUGGAGCUGACUGGGGCAGAGUGCUUUCUUCCUAUGCUUUAAAGACUGCUUGGCUUCGUCUGCUACACAGUACACCACCAGAGGCAUGGGAAGAGUGCAACCUUGUAGAUAGACUAGAUGAUCUCAUUCGCAGUCUAAAGGAGAGCCUACAGACUCGAGCCCUCUCCCAUUUACUCCUCGUAGGUGAUAAUGGGCUUCUGCCAGAGUCGAUUGCUCUGCCUAAACUCGUGAAGGAGAUGGUACCGUCCAACCUGUGGGCAGAAUUCAGUGAUGUCACCCUUGACAUGGUCUCCGCCAGACUUGUCUACUCAUGGAAUCACCUCCCUCGCCUAAUUCGCCUCGGACGGCCACAAAGGACGAGCCUGGGCAGAGGCGUCCACUGCAAAUAUAUAGAUGCAGAGUAAAGGCCAACUAGAACUGGUACUGCCAAACACACAUCUGCGGAUUGCUUGUUUAUGUAGCCUAAAAUUAAAUAUUAUUUCAAAAUAAUAAUAGCUGUCUUUAAAGGCAUAGUUUACUCAAAAAUUAUCUCAUCAUUUAUUCACCUUAAUGUCAUUCCAAACUUGUAAGACUUUUUUGCAGAACACAAAAAGUGUUUAGAAUAAUGUUGUUUACCAAACAAUUUGGGACCCCAUUGAUAGACACAAAACAACUGAGGCAUUUCUCAAAAUAUCUUUAUUUGUGUUCCACAGAAGAAAGAAACUCAUACGGAUUUUGAAUGACAUAAAGGUAAAUAAAUGAUGACAGAAUUUAUAUUUUUGGUUGAACUAUCCCUUUAAGCAUUCAUCAUUGUCUUUUUGAUUUCCAUUUGGAUCCAUUUGGAAACUGCAUCAAACCAAACAUCGGAAUGUCAUAAAAGUAAUACAAUACAAAGCACUAGAUUAUAGCACAACAGAAAAUUGAAAAAACCACGUUAAGACUUGAGUAUGAUACGUUUAGUUCAAGCUGUAGUUUGAAGGUGGAGCUUGUGAGCUGAGAGUCAUUAGGCCCGUGUUGACUCAGGGUGACCAUGAUGUAGUUAUGGGUAGUCAUUGAAGUGUCUGUGGGUAGUGAGCAGUCAAAACAGAUUAAACACCAAUGUUUUUCCACACCCCCACAGCAUAAUGCCAGUCAGAACAUCCUGUUAAAAGGGGAAAACUGCAGAGGGACCAAAAAUCUUUACAUUGCACAACAAGAUUAGCAAGAAGAUCAGAUUAAAUUAAAUCUUUGAUCCAGCUAAGUAAAACUCAUUAGUCUGAUCUUUUGAAAUUGUCUCUCAGUCCCAACUUUGUCCUUAUUUAUAAAUAAUUGAAGAGUAUUGUUUCAUAACUGUAACUCUUUCAGUGUUGCUUAAAUGAUACUUAAUGUUUCAUGCAUGAGUGGCAUAAUAAGUGCUUUAUUCCACCUCUGCUCAUUACCGUAAUGAGUAUAAGGCACUGUUGGUAUGACAUUGGCUUCACAUUAUGUUACAUGUCUACAGGGACCCCAGCAUGCAUGCACAUGAUGCAUACUAUCCCUCAGAGUGAUGCUUGUUGCUAUGGAGAAAUGCUACCUCAUCUUACGGUGGCUUUUGUUUUAAUGGUUGAUUGAAUUGCUUUUACUUUCAAAGAGGCAGCAGAGAUCAGUAUCGAUCUUUUGCAGGUACUUAGUGGCAAAGAAGUAGUUUGUUAUUCCCUGUCCUGAUUGAUCAAUGCAGACCUGUUCUUGCACAAAUCUGUUCACAUAACCUUGUCUUUCGUGUCAGACAGAUCUGUUUUAUGUCAUAAACCGCACAGGGAAAUGUUUGCGGUAUCUAAGCAAAAAAAAAGAGGUCUGUUGCCUAAAACCAGAACAAAAACUAUAAAACACGGAAACGAAACGAGAAAUGUUCUGAAAACAAGGCUUGACUGUAGUCCAAGUAAUAUGAAAAUGCAGAGUAACUAAUGCUGAAUGUAUGUAAAUUAAUGUAUAUUUUAUAUGUGAAUGUCGGUGUAAAAUAUUUUGUACUUGAUGUACAUGUAAAAUGUAAAUGAGAAUCAAUCUGUAUAUAUAUAUAUAGUAGAUAUAAUUUAUGUGUUUUAUGAUGCAUUGAAAUAUUAUAUUUUGGACUGCACAUGGUUUUGUUGCACAUUUGUCUUUUGUAAAAAUAAAAAUAAAAGGAUGUCAUUGUUCUGGAUUUAAACAAUUGGUUCCUUUUUGUUGUUCAGCAUGUUGACUUGUACAGAAUAACAGUAUUGUCCUUACACCAUCUGUGACCAAUGACCAUAUGUGUCUUUUUGUACUUGUGAGGACAUAAAGGGGAACUGAAAAUGAACAUCAAUGAGA